UCGCGAUAUUUGCGUUGUUUGUAUCCAUGUUGCCUCCAUUGUGAAAGACUUAGCACAAGAUUGUGAUAUUUUAUUAGUGCAGAUUUCAGUUUGAAUGCCUUGUUAAAACUGCAGAGAGGCAAAUGUCAUACUGUUAAUGGCUUAUUAUUUCGUCGUAUCUGUGCAAAUAAGUUAUGUUGUUUGAACUUAUGUUAGUAAGGCGUGUACUGGAUUCCGUUUGCAAAGACACUUAGCAGCCAGCCAAAGCUAGCAAGACCCACUUUUGGAUUUUAACAACUUGAUUGUUUUGAAUUGGGAUUAGUCGGCUGUUUAUUUGUAUUUUAUCUGAUACAGUAGUAUUUUUUUCUUUUUUUCAAAUCUUUUUGAAAAUACUAAAAGCAUCUGAUAAUGCUGGCGACUGGAGCGGCUGUAACUAACGUGACAGCCCUGGCCCAGGUGGACCGGGAAAAGAUUUACCAGUGGAUCAAUGAGUUAUCCAGCCCAGAGACCAGGGAGAAUGCUUUGCUGGAGCUUAGCAAGAAACGGGAGUCGGUGCCAGACCUGGCCCCGAUGCUCUGGCAUUCCUGUGGCACUAUUGCUGCCCUGUUGCAGGAAAUAGUGAACAUCUAUCCCUCCAUUAACCCCCCUACGCUCACGGCGCACCAGUCUAAUAGAGUUUGUAAUGCCCUGGCGCUGCUGCAGUGUGUGGCCUCUCAUCCAGAGACACGGUCAGCUUUUCUAGCAGCACACAUUCCUCUUUUCCUUUACCCUUUUCUGCACACUGUGAGUAAAACGCGGCCGUUUGAGUACCUGCGACUCACCAGCCUUGGAGUAAUAGGUGCCUUGGUCAAAACCGAUGAACAGGAGGUGAUUAAUUUCCUUCUCACAACUGAAAUCAUCCCGCUCUGUCUCCGCAUCAUGGAAUCGGGGAGCGAACUCUCCAAGACGGUUGCAACCUUCAUUCUGCAGAAGAUACUGUUGGAUGACACUGGCUUGGCUUAUAUAUGCCAAACCUAUGAACGUUUCUCUCACGUGGCCAUGAUUCUUGGCAAGAUGGUGCUGCAGCUCUCCAAAGAACCCUCGGCCCGCCUGCUGAAACAUGUGGUCCGCUGCUAUCUCCGCCUCUCAGACAACCUAAGAGCCAGAGAGGCCCUGCGGCAGUGUUUACCCGACCAGCUGAAGGACAGCACCUUCGCCCAGGUCCUGAAGGACGACACCACCACCAAGCGCUGGCUGGCACAGCUGGUCAAAAACCUGCAGGAGGGCCAGGUGACCGACGCCCGGGGCAUCCCACUGGCCCCGCAGUGACCAGUCCACGGGAGCUCGGAUCUGACCGACCGCUUAGCAUUCGUACUUGGCCCUAACCUCGUGCUUUACAGCACAGUACAGGACAAGGUGGAGGAGGAUAUUUUUUUGACUUUGGAGUGAAUCGAUAUCUGUUUGAGACACAGCUGUACGUUUUCAGAAUUCCUCAGAGGCGGCAGAUGCUCUGACAGGACACCGUGGAUAUUUGACAGUUACUUAAUUCAUGAAUUAGACAUUGGCUUGUGUUUUUCUCUGGAAAGAAACAUUUCUUGUAUAAGGAUAUGUUUAGGAGGGAUAUUUCUUAUUUAAUAAACUUUAACGAUUACAUAAAAUACAAUAUUUUUUCAAGAAUAUAUUUUAAAAAAGAAUUGCAAUUGCAUGCAAACAGACGAAUGGUCAGUACUGAAUCCUAAAUAAACAUUUCGCUGCAGUGGACAUGAGGCAGUUUCUCUCUGAAUGUCAACAUACUGGUCAGCAGACAUCGCAAAAAACUGUUAAAAUAAUGGCGUUCCUCCAUUUUUUGUUCAAUUCCACAUGUUUCUGGAACAUUUCCAUUGUACAACCUGUUCAUUUGUGCUUUAAAAAGAUGCUUGGAUUUUUUAAAAAAAUUACCUUUUGUAUCGGUUUGUCUUUCUUUAGAGUUUCGACAUUGUCUUGAGAGGUCUAAAAAAGUAUUUAUUUUUACUAUUGUGUGUUCAAGAAACCCAGUCUUGAGACAUUCUCCUUUAUUUUAAAGGGAACCAUUUUCAUUUAGAACGCAGUGUUAAUUUACUUCGGGGAGAAAAAAAAAGCUCAAACUUGACAAUUGAGACCCUAAAACAGUAAGAUAUAGAUUAGAUAAGAACAGUAAAGUUCGACUACGGGUAUCCAACUAAACCCUAAGUUGCCUGUAUCUAUCUGUACUAAGCUAUUUUAGAUGAAAAUGUCUGCGGCUUACAUACAUUUAAAUGAAU
Molecule: messenger RNA, 2237 nt
Organism: Menidia menidia (Atlantic silverside)
Lineage: Eukaryota; Metazoa; Chordata; Actinopteri; Atheriniformes; Atherinopsidae
Source: the annotation of a GenBank genome assembly